Molecule: messenger RNA, 824 nt
Organism: Lucilia sericata (common green bottle fly)
Lineage: Eukaryota; Metazoa; Arthropoda; Insecta; Diptera; Calliphoridae
Gene: Gas41
Product: YEATS domain-containing protein 4
Exons: 2
Coding region: 73-777 (234 amino acids)
Biological process (GO): regulation of DNA-templated transcription
Source: RefSeq, a predicted model, not a curated record
UAAUAUUUGUCGGCGCAGGGCUCUGACAAAAACGCUUGAAAUUUUAACAAACAUUUUCAUUUCUUCCAAAAUAUGAACAGUUUAAAUAUACCCACAGACUUUGGACCAGAUUCGGGAGGACGUGUUAAAGGCCUUACUAUAGUCAAGCCUAUUGUUUAUGGUAAUAUUGCUCGUUCGUUUGGUAAAAAACGUGAGGAAGAUGGUCAUACACAUCAGUGGAAAGUGUAUGUCAAGCCGUAUCACAAUGAGGACAUGUCGGUUUAUGUUAAAAAGGUUCACUUUAAACUGCACGAAAGUUAUGCCAAUCCCAAUCGUAUUGUUACAAAACCUCCCUACGAAAUAACCGAAACAGGAUGGGGUGAAUUUGAGGUGGUCAUUAAGAUUUAUUUUCACGAUCCCACCGAGCGUCCUGUCACCUGUUAUCACAUACUGAAAUUAUUUCAGUCUCCCAUAGUCGAUGGCGAAUUGUCUGCCAACACCACAAUGGACCCCAAAAAGGGUUUAGUUUCAGAAUCAUAUGAGGAAAUUGUUUUCCAAGAGCCCACACAGCUAAUGCAACAUUUUCUAAUGAAUGUGCAGCCCCUGACAAAUGGCGCCUAUACCCAUGAUACGGACUUUGAGGCCAAAAAACAAAAAACUUUAGAAAACAUUCUGGAUGUUAAACACAAAGUAAAAGGAGAAAUAAACACCUUAAAGGACAAACUAAAAUUAGCGCGAGAAACUAUAGCGAAAUUUAAAGCAGAAUUGGCAAAAAUACAAAAACCUCCAAAUACUUAAUGUUAGAUAAAAAAGAAAUAUAUAUUUGAAAAUAAUAUACACAAAAA